AGAGUUCUCUCUAGAGACUGCUUAUCAUCUUUGUUAAUGCAGUCAUAAGUGCAUAAUUUUUUAAAAAUUUUAAAAAGGAAGGGUGAGGCACGGUUCUAGUUGGGGUCCCAUUAGGACUGGGACGGAGUCUGUGUAGCGACAGGGAGGGAAGGAGAGGGAGGGAUUGCAAUCAGUUUUGGAAAGAACUGGGUCAGGGACGAGCUGGCUGGUGGAACCAUUUGAGUUUUGGAAAUAAUGUGUAUGAAAGGUUCCCCUUGCAGUGAAAGGGGGUGGUUGGUUGGUCGUUCUGUUAUAAUUUAAAGAAGUCUUUUGACUAUUAUGUAUGUUUAGUUAGGUUUUUCCUAUAAGCCAUGCAGUCUCAGUCUCAAAGGUAUUUAUUAAAAGUAAUGAAUACUUAUGUUGUUUGGUUUACUGUGAGAGAGACAAAUAACUUCUGCAGUCAAAGAGUUUAGGACUUGAGUGGGGGAAAGGGUUUAUACAAUGAAGCAGUCUAAGAACAUUCACGUGGGCUUUGUGAUCAAGUGCCAAGAUGUGGAUUAUUUAGUAUUAUCCUGGGGCAGUGGUUCCUCAAAUCAGAAGAGGGAUUCAGGUCUGGCCUUAAAUGUUGCGAGAUUGGGGGUGGUUAUAAAGGGUUACAUGUGUGCUGUGGUUUGAGGGACACCAGGAAGACAUCUCUUCCCCCAGACACCUCUUUGAUCCAGCUUUCUGCUCCAAGGAAAGGAUGGUUCUGAAGUAUUUACUAGUCAUCUGGGAGACAGCAGGAGUCGUGCCCAGGAGGAAAGAGAUAGCAUUAGUGAAGGUGACUGUAGGACGAGGAUUUGGUGUCACUUACCAACUGGUGUCAAAAAUCUGCCCUCUGAUGAUUUCUCGAAGCCACUGUGUUUUGAAGCAGAAUCCUGAGGGCCAGUGGACAAUUAUGGACAACAAGAGUCUAAAUGGUGUUUGGCUGAACAGAGAGCGUCUGGAACCUUUAAAGGUCUAUUCCAUCCAUAAGGGAGACCACAUCCAGCUUGGAGUGCCUCUGGAAAAUAAACAGAAUGCAGAGUAUGAAUAUGAAGUUACUGAAGAAGACUGGGAGAGGAUAUAUCCCUGUCUUUCCCCAAACGGUGAUCAGAUGAUGGAAAAAAAUAAGGGUUUGAGAACUAAGAGGAAAUUUAGUUUGGAUGAAUUAGAUGGUUCUGGAGCUGAAGGACCCUCAAAUCUGAAAUCUAAAAUAAGUGAAGUAUUUUAUAAACCUGGUCAGCUAGUGAAGUCUAAUGGGAGAGGUGAGGUGGCCAAUCAACCCUCUGAAUAUUUGGAUCCUAAGUUGACUUCUCUUGAGCCAAAUGAAAAGACCACAGAGUCUGGCCCCCAAAAAGUCACAGAGCUUCAUCACAAGAAGCAGAAAGCCUCAAACUCUUCAGCUUCUCAGAGCAGCUUAGAGAUCUUUAAGGUGACCAUGUCCAGGAUGCUGAAGCUGAAAACACAGAUGCAAGAAAAACAAGUAGCUGUUCUGAAUGUGAAAAAGCAGACCCAAAAGGAGAACUCAAAAGAAAUUGUGAGAAUGGAGCAGGAACUGCAGGACUUACAGUCCCAGCUGUGUGCAGAGCAGGCUCAGCAGCAGGCAAGAGUGGAGCAACUAGAGAAGACUUUCCAGGAAGAGGAACAGCAUCUCCAGGACUUGGAGAAAGAGGAAGGAGAAGAGGACCUGAAGCAACAGCUCUCCCAGGCUCUGCAGGAGCACCGGGCUCUAAUGGAAGAGCUAAAUCGUAGCAAGAAGGACUUUGAAGCAAUCAUUCAAGCCAAGAACAAAGAAUUGGAGCAGACCAAGGAAGAGAAGGAGAAGGUGCAAGCACAGAAGGAAGAAGUUCUCAGCCACAUGAAUGAUGUGCUAGAGAAUGAGCUCCAGUGUAUUAUUUGCUCAGAAUACUUCAUUGAGGCUGUCACCUUGAACUGUGCCCACAGUUUCUGUUCCUACUGUAUCAAUGAAUGGAUGAAGCGGAAGAUAGAAUGCCCCAUUUGUCGGAAGGACGUUAAGUCCAAAACCCGCUCCCUGGUUCUGGACAAUUGCAUUAAUAAGAUGGUAGAUAAUCUGAGCUCAGAAGUGAAAGAACGACGAAUUGCCCUCAUUAGGGAAAGAAAAGCAAAGAGACUGUCCUGAAGAAUGUGCUUGAAGGGCAUUUGAAAGUCUGCCAGGCAGUGGGAGCUUAACACGGUCUGGAGGAUUCUCUGGACGUGAUGCGGCCACUCUGGAGGUCACCUGAGGAGCCAUGUGGGGCAGAGACUGCAGAGUUGGGAAGCCCUCCCUCAGGCAGCGUCCACGUCAGCCAGCCCUCCUACCAUCCCUGGAGAACCACUGGGGCUUGCUGCGCCAAGCACUUCAGGGUAUUUCGUAGACUCUGCCUCACUACGUGUUGAAUGGGUUAUUUGAGUUCUGUUUUGUUUUUUAAAGUUGUUGUUGUUAUUUUGAUACCUCAGAAGCACCUUUGUUGACAGUUUUGGACAGGUUGGGUGUACCCCAUGGCUGCCCCUGACGGUGGCCUCUAUUUUGAGAGGACGGCUUACCUCUUCUUUGUGAAAACAGUAUGUCAUUUCCUGGAAAUAAAAUGUAAAACCUGUCAGUUGCUCAGCUGGGCUUUGGUGUAUUUACCUUCUUCCCUUCCAGCUCACAGACGGUCUCACAAGUAAACACGGCAGCUCAUAGAUUACAGCUAAGAAAGUGACUGUAUCAGAUGAUAGACUUCAAGUGAAUGUCAGCCUGAGAAGCUAAGCCCACGCUCGCAGCCACACCUGAUGGGCUCUGUGAACCCCUUGUCAGGGUCCUUAUCACAGAGGCGGGUCACUGCUUACCUUGAUUUGGGGCGAGGGGAAUUCCUGUUCUUCAGCUAGUGUUCUAAAGAUAUUUCCAAAUCUAUUUUACCUGAUGUCAUGAACAUACGAGCAAUGAUUUUAUGAGAACUUGAUGUGCUUUUUUUUUUUUUAAGUUGUCUUUCUUUUGCCCACUUCCCCUUUUUAAUCAGAAAGAAAACCAGUUUUGAUGUUUGGGUGAUAGAGGAUUUUAGGGAAGCCUGUAAUGUUGGUUACCUGUGAUGGGAAUGAAGAAAAAUACAGGAAGCUGAAGAAUGGUCAUUUGAACCUAGGAGCCCGCUGGUAGGAUUGUGAAACUGCAUUAUAUCCUUCAAUGAUUUGCUUCACUCUCCCUUUUUACUGCCUACCUGGAGAACCAUUCUUUUAUAUAUUAAUAGUUCUUUAUACCCCAAGUAUUUUCAUAAAGUGUUGGAAACUAUUGACUUACCAACUUUUUAGGAGUAGUGGAUUUUUUUUUCUUUGUUGAGUAUACUGUGUAUAUUGGGAUUCUAAAGUCCCUCGUCUUCAUUUCUGUCCUACUCCCCAUGAUUGCUGAUUGAAAUGCUGGUAGAGUCAGGGAGGAAGUAAGUUAGGUAUCCAAAAAAUACUUUAAGAAUAUUUAUUAUAACCACAUCAUAGAAAUUCUAGGAAAAUAGAGAAGGACAAGAUUGUUACCUUGAUGUAAUAAAUUUCUGUUUCCUCUUA
Molecule: messenger RNA, 3531 nt
Organism: Microcebus murinus (gray mouse lemur)
Lineage: Eukaryota; Metazoa; Chordata; Mammalia; Primates; Cheirogaleidae
Source: RefSeq, a predicted model, not a curated record